UGUAAAUAAUUCUAGUGGAUGCACUGGUGUUUGGCCAGUGCUAAACCCACUGCAACUCCUUUGCAAUGCUUUGUAAGGUGAGCCUGCAGUCCCAGGGCUGUGCACAGUGGCCACUUGUCUGACUGAAUCGGUGAAAUUCGGGUUCCCUGGGUGCUGCUCUCUGGAUGGUGCUUCAGCCCUUGCUGGCAGUGAGCCUUGGGUCAGGGCAGAGGCAGACUCCAGUUCUCCACAAUUAUCUGUUAAUCAUAAUGCAUUUUUUACCUUUAGGUUUUGCUCUGCCGGGCUGGCAGUGGGGCUGUGCCAGGGCCUCCCGGCUGCCAGGGAUGCAGCUCCUGCCUGGGAAUAUCACUGUGUGUUGCUGUUUUAAGUGUGGCUUCUCCCAGUUUAAGUCAUGCAGGAAAAACCUGGGCUCUGCACUCUGACAUCGAGAGGUGUCACUGCCACAGGACCACUCCUGAAGCAGCUCUCCCAGAGGGAGGGGGUGAAAAAUGAAGCCAGGCCUGCUUCUCAAAAUUUCUGGAGUGGAGCAUUACUCCCUAUUGCACACACCACACCUUGCUAACAGACCAGCUUAAAUCUAUGUAGCUUUUACAUAUCCAAUACAUUUCCCCAAACUCAUACCUAUAUGUUAAAUGCUCCCUGAAUUUUCUGCAUGUUUAAAUCACAUCUCAAGAGUUUAUUUUCGUUGGAGAAGGGUUCUUAGGAGGGUCACGUGUAGUCGUUGGGGAACAUCCCAUUCCUGCAAUUAUUCUUUUUUGGUCACAGGUGUCCAAAAACAUUUCUUCUCUUUGAAGGGAUCCCAUUGCUGUGGUCAGAGCAGGUAAUUAGUGCUCACCAGCAUUGCCUUGGCUCACAGACUUUAGGGCUGAGAUAACCGCUUGCACACAGGACAAAGCUCGGUGCGGUAAACCGAAAGGAAUUCCCCAAGAUUUCAUUAAACACGACUUGUUACAACUUUUUUUCACAACACCUGGACAGCCACAGGCCCUCCCACGUGGCUCCGAGAGGCGGGAAGCUGGAGAGAGGGGCGGGAAGACCCUCCCUUGCAAGGGGGAGGAGGCAGCAGCUUUUAGCCCACGGGGUAUUUUCCCUCCUCGGCGCUGCCCGCCUUCUCUGUCCCCUCCCAGCAGAGCCCUCCCUCUCAGCCCUGCCCGGAGCUGGAGCCAUGGCCCGGGCAAAGGCUAUGUCCGGGCUGAAGGAAGAGCUGACCUGUCCCAUCUGCCUGCACAUCUACAAGGACCCAACGACCGUGGGCUGCAGCCACAGCUUCUGCAGGACCUGCAUCCAGAAGGUGCUCCUGACCCAGAAGAGCGCUGCCCGGUGCCCGCUGUGCCACUCGCCCGUCGGGGAGCUGCGGCCCAACUUCCACCUCCGCAACAUUGUGCAGAAGUUCCUGGAAGCUCCCGCGCACCAAGAGGAGGAAAAGCAGGAAGAGCAAGGCAGGGAGAAGGGGGAAAGCUCGGGCCAGCCAGAGGAGGUGGUCCUGUGUGAUUCCUGCCUCCAGGAGCCGCAGCCCGCAGUGAAGACGUGCCUGAGCUGCGAAGCCUCGCUGUGCCAAGCGCACCUGAGCAGGCACAACAGCAAGAACGACCAGAAGAACCAUGUGCUGGUGGAGCCCUGCGAUGGCCAGCUUUUGGCUGAGAGGAGAUGCCCCCAGCACGGCAAACUGCUGGAGUGCUUCUGUGAGAGUGACUGGCAGUGCAUCUGCGUCCUGUGCUCCAUCAUCUCCCACAAGAACCACAAGAUCAUCAGCUUGGAGAAGGCUUUCAACAAAGCCCAGGUAUCUUUUCCUGGUACUCUGGAAACACUGAAAAACCAUGAAGCUGCAGUGGAUGAAGCCAUAGCAAACCUGCUGAAACAAAAGGAGGGGCUAAAGAUCAUGGAUUCUGAAGCCUUUUUAGUUCCUGGCUGGUUUCUCGUGUAUUUUUGA
Vidua macroura (Pin-tailed whydah) is the source of this 1930-nucleotide messenger RNA. Its product is annotated as E3 ubiquitin/ISG15 ligase TRIM25-like. The transcript has 3 exons. Lineage: Eukaryota; Metazoa; Chordata; Aves; Passeriformes; Viduidae. The record is from RefSeq and is a predicted model, not a curated record. Bases 1166 to 1930 code for a protein of 254 amino acids. Gene Ontology annotation, molecular function: zinc ion binding.